AUGGCGUCGUCGGUGGCCCGUUCGCCGGUCGGCCACGACAGAAACGACAGAAGGGAAAAAGGGGAAGCGGAGACAGAGCAAAAUGGUGGAAAGAACAAGAUCCGCAUCGCAAAGAUUGGUGGGCGGUAUCUCGUCUUUGAUGUCGCCGACGUCGCGCGCCUGCGUCGCCAGCAUGACUUGUGUGCCGUCCUCGUUGGCAUCACUCCGCAAGCGCCCAACCAGACCGUCUUUAGUAGUCUGCCGCUCGAGUUGACGGCCGACGAGGUACGGUGGCUCGUAUACGAGCGCCGUGCCGCCUACGUCGCAGACGACUGGCAGGCGCACCUGGCAGCUCUUAAGCAGCCAACCGCUCGCCGUGCCUACAUGGACAAUGUGCUGCGUCAGCGGCAGGCAGCGCAGGUGGUGGCUGACGAGAUCAUGGCCGAGCGCGAACGGCGGGGUGCUGAAGUGCGCGCGAGCCAGGCUGCCAAACCGGCCAGCCGAAAGAGCAAAAAAGCCGCCCACAAGGCCGGCGACAGCAGCAAGAAGGACGUCGUAAAAGAGACGGAUGCAAUGCCAGAGCCAGAACUGGAAAGGGAAGCGGAAGCUGCACAGCCUGUAGUAGCAGCAGCGAACGACAUAGACACGGCAUCCGCGACCGAGACUGCUGUCGAUGACGUCCCUCACAAGAUUCUGGUGACCAAGGCGACUGAUCGCGCAAACGACCAUGCCGAUUUGGAGCCUCUGUUACGGGCACCACCGCGCACAGAGGAAGUUAUGCAACAGGAAGAUGAUUUUCUCUUCGGAGGCCCGGUGGAAGUAGAGAGAAUGAAAACCGACCGAGCCCGUCGAGGUACAUCGCCGACGCCCGAGAAGAUGAAUAAAGAGAAGGACGACAAGAAAAAAGACAAUUCUGCUGCAAGUAGCAAGCCUCUCGUGCGGAUCACACCGACUACUUCGGCUGGCCUCCUUGCGGAUAGGGAAGAGGACGAAGACGACGGUACUGCCGCCUUGAUCCCGCCACGGAGCACAUUGCUCGCCUCGACGUCAUCCUUUGCGUCGGCCGCUUUGCGUGCCCACCUUGCGGAUCGGGGCUACUUCACGACACCUGGUCUGCGCUUUGGUGGCGCACUCAGUGUCUAUCCUGGUGACCCGUUCCGGUACCAUGCCCACUUUGUGGCGAACAGCUACGGAUGGGACGAGCCCAUCAAGCUCCUGGAUGUUGUCGGCACCGGCCGCUUGGCGACAGGUGUCAAGAAGGGAUUGCUGAUUGGCAGUGCGAAGCCUACCGAGGGAAAAUCUGAAGGCGAAGGCGUUAGCGCCGUUGUGCGGACGUUUACGCUCGAGUGGGCGGCCAUCUGA
Messenger RNA from Sporothrix brasiliensis 5110, 1341 nucleotides. Its product is annotated as tRNA-splicing endonuclease subunit sen34. Bases 1 to 1341 code for a protein of 446 amino acids. NCBI's taxonomy places the organism in Eukaryota, Fungi, Ascomycota, Sordariomycetes, Ophiostomatales, Ophiostomataceae. The record is from RefSeq and is a predicted model, not a curated record. Gene Ontology annotation, molecular function: nucleic acid binding; tRNA-intron lyase activity. The transcript has a single exon. Gene Ontology annotation, biological process: tRNA splicing, via endonucleolytic cleavage and ligation; tRNA-type intron splice site recognition and cleavage.